Molecule: messenger RNA, 6337 nt
Organism: Drosophila willistoni
Lineage: Eukaryota; Metazoa; Arthropoda; Insecta; Diptera; Drosophilidae
Gene: PAPLA1
Exons: 7
Coding region: 192-5846 (1884 amino acids)
Cellular component (GO): COPII-coated ER to Golgi transport vesicle
Molecular function (GO): metal ion binding
Source: RefSeq, a predicted model, not a curated record
AGUUGCAACUUGCCUGGCUGGAAGUUUUUUUAGUUGUUUUUCUGUUAAAUCUCUUGAAAAAGCAUUACCAACAUUUUCUUAUAUUUCAAGCGUAUUGAAUCUACAGUGCUUAGUUUUAAAUAGGCAAAACAUUAAAGUUUAGCCAAGUGAAUUGAGGCCCAAUUGAACUGGCUAACCGGAAUUUGCCUGCCAUGCCUGAAAGAUCCAAAGGUGACGUGUCGUCAUCGAAUGCAACGCGAGUGGUUAAAAAUCCUUUGCUAAGUGCUUCGGUGACUGGUUUAAGCUUUGAUGAUUUUCCCAAUAAACCGCAAUUGUUGCCUGCUGCGCCGCCCGUGGUGCAUGCCCCGCCCCCAGCACCCACCCCCGUACUAAUGGCUGGCAUUCUGAAUCGGGAACCCAAGACAUUGGUAACUGUCGGUCAACCCUCGGGCAUUGAUGACACUGAAAGCCUAGACGAGAUCAAUUUAAACUCGAGCAGUGAGGAUUUCAAUCAACCUCGUGCAGCAGCCGAUGCCAAUGCUAAUCCAUUGUUAGAGCCGCCACCAUUGGGAGCAGAUUCUUUGCUAAGUCAGGCAGCCUCAUCAUUUACGGCUCUGCCGUCGGUGGCCUCUAACGUUUUUUCCACAUUCUCGAAGAGAAUCUAUGCCGGUGGCUCCAGAGAAGCUGAACCGUCAACUGAGCCACAAUUGGAUAUACAACCAUCUUAUUUGCAUCAAGCGCCCGUAGCAGCUGCUCCACCAGCACCAGCUCCAUUUUACGCAGUUCCGCCUGCUGCGGUAGGUGAACCAGUGGGUGAACCUCCCAAAUUCUAUGCACCCACUGAAGUGCCAAGCGUGAAUUCAGCUCCACCGCCAGCGGCAGCAGUUGCAGGCAGUCAGAAUACUUAUCGAUUCACUGCUAGAAAGAAGCUAUAUGCACCCAUACCAGGAUUAUCGGAUCAAUCGGCGGCAAUACCAGGAUUACCUCAGCAAUCGCAACCACCUCCACCAGCACCAGUCACUGGUUUAAUUCAGACGCCACCAUAUCCACCAGCACCUAGCAUCCAACAAACAUCAGCAUCAUCAAUUGCGGCGCCCUUUGAUAUAACAACUGCUGCUCCCUUUGAUAUAACAACUGCUGCUCCGGCAACCAAUCUUCCCGAAGAACGUAAAUCAGGCGGUGGACUCUUCUCUCUUACGAAUUUGGUACCCACAGGAGUUUUACAGAACAUCACUGGACUCGUGCAGUCGGCAACGGGCAGAGGCAACGAACCACCAGUACAUAAUCCAACUGUAAGUGGAGGAUACUUUGAACCACAACCCGUUCCCGCGAAUUUCUUUGGUGGCCCUAAUCCGCCUCCACCUGCGGGUAAUUACUUUGUACCCCCAACGUCGGGCGAUUUUGCAAUCCAACCAACAGUUUCUGGACCGCCAACGGCCUUUGGGAAUUCAAAUCUCAAUUCCUCAACCGGAAAUUACUUUGUCCCUCAAGUUUCGGGACCUCCAGCAGGAAACACAGUUCCCUUGCCGCCACAAGAAAGCUUUAAGCCAAUUCCUCCGCCUGUGGGAAAUUACUUUGUGCCAGAUCCAGUUGCAGCAGUUCCUCUGCCACCCAUAGCAGCUGCGCAACCCAUUCCUCAGCCAAGCAAUUUCUUUGUACCUACUCCAACUAACACAGAAGAAACACUUCAAGCAGUGUCCAGAUCAGACACAGUACCAUUGCCACCACUUGGAAUACCGACUCCAACUUCAUCGGCAAGCAACCUCUUAACGGGAACUGGAGACGGAGUAACAGCCGAGGCAAACUUUAUUGCGCCCACUUCUGCUGCUCCGCCAGAAUUUUCCACAUCGGCAGCAGUUCCUCCACCAAUAGGAGGACCAAUUCCCACGCCACUGGUGGGCAACUUCUUUGCACCCACUUCAGCUUCGUCUGAAGGUAACUUCUUUACGCCAACCGCAGUUCCAGCAGCCGCUGCAGUUCCUCCACCUAUUGGAGGUCCGAUACCCACUCCACCGGCAGGCAAUUACUUUGUGCCCACUUCAGCUGCUCUUCCAGAACAACCUGCGGCAAAUUCCCAACCAAUUUCAUCAGCGGCAAGCUACUUACCGCCUUCAUCUGUUGCUCCACCAACAUUAGCAGCCCCACCAGCAAUUGGAGGAUUUUUUCCGCCAUCUCUAACAGGAGCUCCACCAUCGGUUGCACCACCGUCAAGCAAUAACCAACAAUUGUCAGGACCACCACCAGUUGCUCCAGUAGCCACAUUACCACCACCGGCAGCUGGUCAAUCUUCAUAUCGCCUACAAAAGGGAACACGCCUCUACAAGAGUCCAUUAAGUGCCCAAGAAACUGCUGGUGCUUACGCUCUUAAUCCACCAUCAGUUGUAGGAUAUCCGACAGCAGCUCCAGCGGCAAUAUUCAAUCCCUUUGGACAAGCCACCCACAGCGAGCCCGUUGACGUUGCUCUCUUUGCGGCACCGCCUAAUUCGGAAAAGGAAGCUGAACCAAUUGUAGCACCACCUCCACCACCAGCAGCCACAUCGAUAGUUCAACCAUACAUUGCGCCACCCACAUCGGAAGCCAUAACGCCACAAGUUUUCCAAACAAAGGAGAACCCGCCAGUUUCUUGUUCAGAAACAGAAACAGAGAAAGAAUUCAAACCAUUAGAGAAACAAGAAAUAACUUCAAACUUUUUUGCGCCACAAUCUACUCACGAGAUUUUGGGUGAACCUGUUUUGACUAAUCCUCCGAUUAAGCAAGAAGAACCUAAACCAUUAGAAGAGAAACCAGCUGAAGUUAUCGCUUCUGCUCCGCCUCCUCCGACUUUUGCAGAGGUACCAGCAUUAUUUGUACCUGUGCCAAGUGAAAGUGUCGACACAGCUGCUCUGUAUCCGCCAUUAGCAACAUCAACUGCUUUACCCAAUCCACCAGUAGCCAGCGGUGAUUUCUUUAGCGGCGGCGACGGCGGCAGUGCUAAUCUAAGCACAGCAACUACAGAAACAUUUUUCAAUCCCUUCACACAUAGCGUAACAACACCAACUGUUCAACCAAGUGGACAGGAUCUAGUGCCACCUCCCUUAGGAUUUGUAGAACCGACUGGAACAACAAAAACAGUCGAUUUUCCUCCUCCAGCUAUAUCGCCACUUCAGAGUUUCUUUGCUCCUGCUUCAGAAGCAACUGCAGAAGAUUUCAAUUUCUUUGCGACAACUAGUCAGGUGAAUAGCAAUCAAUUUCCUGAUUUACCGCCACAACAAGGCAUAGCACCACCGCCUCUUAGUCAAGAAGCACCACCAACAGCAGCAGCAGUAGCAGCGCCUGUGACAGAGAUCAAUUCCUUCUCUGUACCGCCUGCUCUUGGAUUCGAUCAAUUGGUUAGCCAGUCUCAGCAAGCAGUGGCAGAACAAUCUUCCACUACAAUCGACAGUUCAUAUCAAAAUUCAGGUGUCAAUUCGUUUGCCGGCUUUUUUGGUAAUUCCUCUGAAUCCAAUUCAACAGAAGCGCCACCUUUAGUAGCUGCCGCGGCAUCUGCCGAUUCGGCCAACUUCUUUGAUCAAGUGCCCACAGCCGCAGCUGUCAACGCCGCUGCUGUCAACGAGGAUCAACGCAUUCAGAAUUUUUUCAAUAAUCCUCCCCUGCAGGAUCAGCCAGCUGGUCCCGGUGAGCUAAAAUACGAUAUUGUACACAGCGGCUUGGCGGUUAAGCAAUCGCAAGAACGCUCUCAGACACCAGUAUCGAAUCUGGUAGAGCCUCCCUCAUCAGCUUGCUCUGAACUUUCAAUCGCCCAACGUCCAUCCAUUGCAACAGAUCAAUCAGGCGAGGAUUUGCUACAAUUGCAUCACGCCGAUUUACCCGAAGAGAUUUUAAAAGAACUCAGAAUGGCCACCGAAAAGAAUGCUGGACAAGCACCUCUCUGUCCACCAGUUGCCAUAAUUUAUUCACCCGUUGUAUUCCAUUGGUUCUAUAAACGAAAUGUGGACACAAAAUCCGUAUGGUUACCAUUUAGUCACUAUGAUUCAGCACUCCUGGAGACCAGCUUAAAUAAUGAUGACUCCACUCUGAUAGUGCCUGUGGAGGGCGGUCGCUAUGAUGUCAAUAUUAAAGAGCGCAUCAAAACUCCCGUCUUCUGGGAGGGCAAAGGUGUUGAAGUGCGUCGUUGCUCUUGGUUCUAUAAGGGUUCCGAUUCAAAGUAUAUACCCUAUACCGAAGACAUAGCCGCUUUGCUGGAAACCGAAUAUAGGCGAGCAGCCGAAACAGGAGAAUGGCGUCAGAAGAUAUUGCUCACUGGUGGCGAACAAGUUGUCUUCCAUGGUCCGACAGUUAUAGUGCAUUUCUUGCCCCAACAGAAUGCCGACUCGUGGGGCGCCAGCACACAGAAUACCAUGCGUCCGCGUGUGGUUAAACGAGAUCUUGAUGAUUUUACCAUUGCACAGGGUGAAUCGCAACGUGUCGAUCAUUUACUAUUCAUGGUUCAUGGCAUAGGAUCGGCAUGUGAUUUGAAAAUGCGUUCAGUAGAGGAAGUCGUUGAAGAUUUCCGGAACAUUGCCCAGAAUUUGGUGCAAUCGCAUUACAAAAACUCAACAGAUAUGGGUCUAGUUGGUCGUGUUGAAGUUUUGCCCAUAUCAUGGCAUAGUCAUCUCCAUUCCGAGGAACUCGGCAUUGAUGAGAAAUUGAAAUCAAUAACCUUGGAGUCAAUACCCCGUUUACGCAACUUCACCAAUGACACACUUUUGGAUGUUUUAUUCUAUACCAGUCCAAAGUAUUGUCAGAAGAUCAUGAAUACUGUGGCCGAUGCCCUAAACGAUGUAUAUCUAAAGUAUAGAUCAAGGCAUCCGGAAUUCAAUGGCGGUGUCUCACUAGCCGGACACAGUUUGGGCUCCUUGAUUCUUUUCGAUAUGCUCUGUCACCAGGAGCCUCUAAAGGAAAGCGAAGAAGAAAAUAAGGAGAAUCCGGAUCAACUACCACGUAAAGAGGCGAGUAAGCAAGUUCAACUGCCAUCAAAUGAUUUGUUGCCAAAACAGGUCAGCUACACCAUGGGACCGGCUGGCACUGGGCAACCAGUCAUCAAUUACCCUCAGCUCAUUUUCCAUCCCAAGAAAUUCUUUGCCUUGGGUUCACCAAUUGGCAUGUUUGUCACCAUACGGGGAAUUGAUAAAUUGGGUCUGGAUUUCCGUCUACCCACUUGCCCUGGUUUUUAUAAUAUAUUCCAUCCCUUCGAUCCGGUUGCCUAUCGUAUUGAGGCUUUAGUUAAUCCCGACAUGAAUGGCAUUCGACCCGUUCUUAUACCCCAUCACAAGGGACGCAAACGUAUGCAUCUGGAGCUUAAAGAGACUAUGACCCGAGUGGGUGCCGACAUCAAGCAGAGAUUCAUGGACACAUUUAAAACGACGCUAGAUAGUGUAAAUUUCUUGGCCACUGUCACCAAAGUGAAAAAGGAGGCGGAAGAGACACUAGAAAAGGAAGUGAAUCAUAGUUCCCACGCAUUGUAUCCACAAAAACAAUUGGAAGAUGUGGAUGAAUCUUCAGUAGCUACCACAUCGACAAAGGCGCGACAACGCACCGAUUCUGACUCCACAACGGCCUCAGAUCCAGAAUUCAUCGAGCUCGACUUUCCUUUGGGCAAGCUAAAUGACUCAAAGCGUGUCGACUAUGUGCUGCAGGAGGCUCCUUUAGAACUCAUCAAUGAGUAUAUAUUUGCUUUGAGUAGUCAUGUCUGCUACUGGGGAUCGGAGGACACCAUCUUGUUUGUGAUGAAGGAAAUCUAUGCCGGUUUGGGUAUCAGCACGGAUAGUCAAGUCCCCCAACAGUCCAUGACCAUCGAGCGACCGAGCUCCCGCAAUAAUAGUCUCAGUCAGUCGAUGUUUCCUAUGUGAGUUGCUGAUGUUGCUUUAUACAGAGAUCAACCUACAUCUUUCAACUCUUCCAACACACCAACAACAACAACAAAUACACUAAAAACAUAUUAUUAUCAUAAAUAUUUAGAUAAAUUUUAUUUAGCUAUGUUAUUUGUUAGUCCAAUCAUACAAAGAAUUUUUAAAUUGUGUAACUCGAACUUGGUUAUUGGUAUUAACAAAUUCCAAAAAAAAAAAAAACGUUAAACGAUUGUAAAAAAAAAACCCAAUUCAAUUUUUCUUUUCUUUGUUAUCGAAAAUCAAUUCAACAUACAUAUAUCAAUGCUUAUAUAUAUAUAAAUGAUAUAUACAUAUACAAUUUACCUGCUGUGCUCACCAGAUGUUUGGUGUACACUCUAUUUGUUAUUUUUAUAAUAUAUUCCGUUUAUAUAAAUUGACUUUGUAAUUUUUAUGCUAUAAAAAUGUAUGUUUAACUAAUAUUAUCGAUAAUAAAAUUAACUAAGCAAACACAA